Salvelinus sp. IW2-2015 is the source of this 960-nucleotide messenger RNA. RefSeq names its product nanos homolog 3 (gene nanos3). NCBI's taxonomy places the organism in Eukaryota, Metazoa, Chordata, Actinopteri, Salmoniformes, Salmonidae. Gene Ontology annotation, cellular component: perinuclear region of cytoplasm. The record is from RefSeq and is a predicted model, not a curated record. Gene Ontology annotation, biological process: negative regulation of translation; oogenesis. Gene Ontology annotation, molecular function: mRNA binding; zinc ion binding.
UCUCAAUUCAUUGAACCAUGGCAUCGUUUAGUUAUCAACUCCAACAUCUACCGAAAAUGGAGUCCGAAAAUAAGACUUUCCAACUGUGGCGGGACUACAUGAAGCUAGCGGACGCAGUGCGGGAGAUGAAGUUAGGGAACUUCACAUCAGAACCGUCAACRGUUGACGGUCAUCACUCCAGUAUAUGCUCGACCAUGGUGGAAUUUGAACAGUUCCCGCCGCGAGCCUUGCUGUCGCCGAUAGCACCGGUGGCGACACCACCUCUYCGYCACGAAAAGGAACCCCUGGGUUCCAGCAUUGUCCCCUUGCMUAAAGACGCUCCUUUACAUCCGAGCCGCAGCGAGGGUCCCGAGCCCCCUACAGCAGCAUCCAGACCCUCCGRGGGCACCCGGGGCCAGAGGGAGAGAAAGAAGGCGACCCGCUCCAAGACGCCGGAGGAAGUGCCAUCGCCUGAGCGCAAGAUCUGCAGCUUCUGCAAACACAACGGGGAGUCAGAGUCUGUGUUUGAGUCCCACAGUCUCAAGAACCAGGAUGGGGACGUGGUGUGCCCGUACCUGCGGCAGUAUAUCUGCCCUCUCUGCGGGGCCACCGGGGCCCAAGCCCACACCAAGCGCUUCUGUCCCCGGGUGGAAACCACCUACAGGUCGGUCUAUGUCAAGUGAUAGAAGCGCUAGCUCUGGUCCAGGCCGUUACUGCGCUACCCUCUAGACCUACUAACAUAGUCAACUUGUUGUUGCGAGAUGGGUGGGACCAGAGCUAGAGAAGCGCUGAAGAGACUGCUGUUGUGUUGGCGACUUCCUUUAGCGUCUCUAACACACUGGAUGCGGACAGUUGUAAGAGGAUUUACGAGUGGAUAUUUAGCUUAGAAGUCGUUUGGAACAGGCUGACUAGUUUGUAGACUAUGUAAUAGCCUGUUAGUCGUGUGAUUUGUUUUAUUUAUUGCCUUUACUUUUUCUCGUG